AUGCAGCGUGAAGGCACAGUUACACCUUGUUCGUCGAAAAAACCCAUUUUUGCCUAUGUCAGCUCAUGGGCAGCCCAUCGUUCGGGACGAGGAAAGUUCAACAUCAGUGACAUCGAUCCAAAGCUUUGCAAUUAUCUGUUGUACGCCUUUUUCGGUAUCAGUGAGAGAGGUUCGGUGACAAUUUUGGAUCCCUCACUCGACCUGGAAGAUGACGGUGGACGGGGUAACAUUCGUCUGUUCAACGAGUUGAAAACUGCCAAUCCAUCGCUCAAAACGCUCGCCUCCUUUGGAGGGGACAAAGUUCCCGCGUCAUCCUUUUCGCAAGUUGCAUCCAGUUCCAAUCUGCGAUCGACCUUUGCCAUCAAUGCGAAAAGAUUCUGUUUGGCCCACGGAUUUGACGGAGUCGAUAUAGCGUGGCAUUAUCCGAGUGAAGGUGAUCGUUGGAAUUUCGUCCUACUACUGCGCGCUUUGGCGACCGAACUACAUGGUGCCGGGCUUAUCUUAACAGUGGCCGUCGCUGCAAGCGAAUCCAGAGCGUCGGAUUCGUACGAUAUUAACUGUAUCGCACGUCAUGUAGAUUACAUCCUCCUUAUGACGUACGAUUACAACGGCUCGUGGGACAGUUACACUGGUCACAAUGCUCCAUUGUAUGCCGGACUCACGGAUACGAGUGACUUUCAACAAAAGCUGAACAUCGACCAUAGCGUGCAGCACUGGCUUCGCGAAGGUGCUCCAUCUCAUAAGCUGAUACUGGGUGUUCCGGCGUACGGGAGAUCCUUCCGACUUACCAAUGCACUUGGCUAUGGGGUGCGGGCUCCAUCAGACGAGGCAGGAGAUGCGGGACCGUACACCAAAGAAGCCGGUUUCCUUGCGUACUACGAAGUGCUUGAUAACUUGCAAAACGGUUGGAUCAAAGUCAAGGAUGAUAAGCAGAAGGUACCGUAUGCAUAUUCUGAUCGUCAGUGGAUGAGUUAUGAGGACAAAGAGAGUAUUUCCAACAAGUGCAAGUAUGUAGGUGAACAUAAUCUAGGAGGGGUAAUGAUGUGGUCAAUCGAUAUGGAUGAUUUUCGCGGUUCCUUGGGGUGUAAAUAUCCACUGUUGCUGACGGUUAAUCAAUGUCUGCAGUCACUUACGGAGGAUUCUCGAUCGUAGAAUCGUAG
This is a messenger RNA of Anopheles darlingi, 1160 nucleotides long. RefSeq names its product acidic mammalian chitinase-like. Gene Ontology annotation, biological process: chitin catabolic process; carbohydrate metabolic process. The coding region runs from base 1 to 1152 and encodes 383 amino acids. The record is from RefSeq and is a predicted model, not a curated record. Lineage: Eukaryota; Metazoa; Arthropoda; Insecta; Diptera; Culicidae. Gene Ontology annotation, cellular component: extracellular region. Gene Ontology annotation, molecular function: chitinase activity; chitin binding. The transcript has a single exon.